CGUGGCCGAGGCUGAGGCUGAGCGGUGGGCCGAACCGCUGCGCAGGCAACGUGGAAAUCCAGUUCCUUGGAAGCUGGGAGAAGGUGUGUGGAUACCUGUGGAACAUGGAAGAUGCUGAGGUUGCGUGCAGGCAGCUCGACUGCGGAUCACCCCUUGGAGUGAUGCACAAUUUCCCUUCGAGUGACUCAUACCCGUACUUGAUCACGGAGGUGAAUUGUGCAGGGUAUGAAGACAAUUUGUUGCAGUGCCCCUACAGCUACCAGUACUAUGUCUGUCAUCAUGGAGAUGCUUCUGUCAUAUGCUCAGAUUCAGGACUAACAGUGCCUCCACCAGCAGUGAGAGCUAUCUCCAGCGAGACGCCCCCCAUGCUAUGGACCACAGGGACAGGCUCCUGUGGUGGCUUACUGCAGGGUCUGUGGGGCUCCAUCAAGAGCCCAGGCUACCCCAACUCCUACCCCAACAAUGCCCGCUGCGUGUGGCGCAUUCAGCUGUGGGACCCGGCCCGCAGAGUGGAGCUCCGCUUUUCGGAUGUGGAGCUGGAAGGCAGCAGCUGCUCCUACGAUGCCAUCGAGGUGUUCGAUGGCGGGUCCCCCGGGGGACGGCUCCUGGGCACUGUUUGCACCAACACCUCUCGAGUCUUCACAUCCUCCGGGCACCAGCUCACCGUCCUGUUUCACAGUGACAUCAGCAUCACCAGGAGAGGUUUCCUGGCCUACUAUUCCUCAUUUCUUGCCUUCAACAGCACUGCAGCACCAGGUACUUCCAGCUGGACAACUACUGUGACAUCAACCUCAGAAGAUUACUCUUGUGGUGGCUUGCUUUCCUCUUCAUCUGGUAGAUUACAGAGUCCAUUUUAUCCCCAAAAUUAUCCAAACAAUGCCAACUGUGUGUGGGAAAUAGAAGUAAAGAGCAACUUCCUUGUCACACUUAGAUUUGAAGAUAUUCAGAUGGAAGGUGGCAGAUGCCUCUCUGACUACAUAGAAGUUUAUGAUGGGCCCCUGCACACCUCUCCUCUCCUUGGGAAGUUCUGUUCUGGUUAUUAUCGCACAUACACGUCCUCCUCAAACCUGAUGACUGUCCGAUUCCACAGCAACUCUCGAUACACAUACAGAGGGUUUCGGGCCUACUAUUACUCCACUAUAGCAGAUUCAAGCACUACACUGCUGUGUUUGCCAGACUACAUGCAUGUAGUUGUGAGCAGAUACUUCCUUCAGUCCCAUGGCUAUUCUGUUUGGGAUCUCACCUUGAAUGACCCCCUUUGCACACCCAACAUCACAUCAGAGGCUGUUGUAUUCGACAUUCCGUACACUCGCUGCGGCACAGUCAGAGAGGGAAACAACAACACAAUCAGCUAUUCCAACGUUAUUAAAGGGUCUUCUUCUGGUGCUGUAAUCACAAGAAACAGAAACCUUCACCUGCAUGUCAACUGCAAGAUGCUCGAGGACACAUGGGCACAAACGAUGUACGUCGCAGACAACAAUUUUGAAGUCAAUGAAACUCAGUACAGCAGAUAUGAUGUGAACCUCACGUUUUAUGACUCUUCAUACUUCUCACGGCCGGUGUACGACUCACCAUACUAUGUCCAUAUCAACCAGAACUUGUUCCUUCAAGCCUACCUGCACAGCUCUGAUCCAAACCUGGUGCUCUUUCUGGACACGUGUGUGGCAUCUCCAGCUCCCCAUAACUCUACGGCAGUAACCUAUGAUAUAAUCAGGAAUGGGUGUGCUCGAGAUUCUACCUAUGCUGCAUAUUAUUCACCCCACAGACACAUCCUGCGAUUUAAAUUCACGGCCUUCCAGUUUGUUUGGAGCGAUCCAGUGGUUUACCUGCGGUGUGAACUGGUGGUGUGCAGGGCCUAUGACUACUCUUCCAGGUGCUACCAAGGCUGUAUUAACAGGCCCAAGAGAGAGGCAAGCUCUGGCCUAGAAAGUGUGAUAGUUAUUGCUGGCCCAAUACAGCUUCGGGAACCUGGUUCUGAGAAUAGGAAUGAACCCGAAUCUAAAUAAAACUGUCUCCUUUGACAGAUAGAUCUUUAAAUGCCAGUUGAAUUCUGAAAGAAACUGUGCUGCUAGAUUACCAGAAGCUCUAGAAUAAACAUUAGGAAUAUG
Molecule: messenger RNA, 2108 nt
Organism: Chiroxiphia lanceolata (lance-tailed manakin)
Lineage: Eukaryota; Metazoa; Chordata; Aves; Passeriformes; Pipridae
Product: deleted in malignant brain tumors 1 protein-like
Exons: 11
Coding region: 105-2006 (633 amino acids)
Cellular component (GO): cell surface; membrane
Source: RefSeq, a predicted model, not a curated record